AUGCCCAGGAACCAGCAUGUAGGGUGACCUCCUCUAACCCCGGGUCCUCCAUUGCUUCCAAGCUAGGUUCUGUCCGUUCUCCCCAAUUCCUAACACUCUACCCACAAGAGUGGCAGCCAAGCUUUAGCUGUUAGCUAUCCUUCCCUCUUCCCUGCAUCUCUCUUGUCUUCCUCUUUUCUUUCCUGUUUGUGACCUCACCUUGUGGUUUCCUUUGUGUAUCCCUCUAUCCCUCACUUCCUGUCCUGCCUUCCUCCUCCUCUACCUUCUCCUCUUCUCCUCCUUACCCUCCUCCCCCGCUAUCUUCUUCUUCCUCCCCUUCCCCUCUCCUCCUCACCAUCCUCCCACCGCACCAGGCUGCGUGGCGCUACUACUCCACCGACUGCUCUACCAGGCCGUAUCUAGGCGCCACGUGGCGUUACCACGUGAGCCUCCUGCCCUCCCAGCCCCACAGGCAUGUACUGUACCCCCAUCGUGCCUGGCCUCCGAACUCGGCCCAGCCACAGAACGUGUCACUCACGCGUGACCUUUGACCCGUGAUUGUUUGGUUGUGUUUUUCUUAUCACUAAUCAGAGGUUUUUUCUUUUUUUGUAUCCGUCCUCCACUGUUUGUCCUAUCUGUCUUUGUCUCGUUUUCUCUCUGUUGUCUCUUUGUUCUUAUCCUCCUGGUUUUCUGUGUAUUCUGCAUGCAGUGUGUUUGGCGUAGUUAUGCGGCUGAUGAGAACUCGGUUUCCAUUGCUACCUGGAAGCCUCAUUUGAAGGCGUUGCAUACCUGCAGCCCUACAAAGUAGGUACAACGUUGGCAGCUGGUGUCUGAGUUUGGUGUCUGUGCCCCUGUUAAGCAAUCCUUUUCCCUUAUUGUUUCCCCAAUUAAGUAUUUCUGUUACCUUUCCUCUUCUUUUCUAGCCUGGUCCCAGAUCUGUUUGGCACGUUUGGUGUGACAAUGGCCAUAGGUGUUGGCAAGACAGCACAAACUGAUCUGGGACCAGGCUACUUCUUUUCUACUUCUUUUUAACUUUUUUCUAUUUUAGUUAUGUACUUCCUUCUUUUCUGUGAAUGAAUACAUUUAUAUUUGUAUAAUUUGUCUUCUGUUAUUAUAAGUAAAUGGUUCACAGCCAUCAAAAUACCAAUAUUAUCCAGGUUCCUUUUCAUCCAAACUGUAGUGCCAAGAACUCAAUAAAUAAUACUAAAAACCAAUAGUGUAGACAAUACCCCAUUACACCUCUAUCCAGCUAACACAACAGGCAUUCAAAUCAUAUCUCCCAGUAUAUGCUCAAACCAUCAGUCUAACAGUUUAAGGUAGCAUUCCAAGUGACACCCCAUUCCCUCUGUAGUGCACUACUUUUGAUCAGGCCCUAGUCAAAAGUAGUGCACUACAUAGGGAAUAGGGUACCAUUUAGAACCUACAUAACACAGUUAGCUAAGCUCUAGAUUCACUGAAGACUUGAGAUUGUCUGUACCUCACUUUCAACUGAGGCAGUGAAUUUAGCAAUCAUCCUACAUGGCCCAUCCAUUUAUGACGGUAAUCAGUGUCUAAAUGAUCCAAUCAGGCUUUAUUGAAUGUGUAGCCACUUCUCCGUCUCUCGUCUCAUUGGAUUGCCACUGUGCUGGAAUAGCCUUGUGUGAUUGGGAGAUAUGGAGUGCCUGUAUUGGUAUUAUCUGCCAAUAGUGUUUCAAGACUAGUAAAUAUGCAGAUGGAAUGCUGUGGAGCCUGGAAAUAUUGGAGAUCCAUCUGCUAAAUGCUUCACUGACAGAUAGACAACAUGCAUACAGUACCAGUCAAAAGUUUGGACACACCUACUCAUUCAAGGGUUGUUCUUUAUUUUUACUAUUUUCUACAUUGUAGAAUAAUGUAGGUGUGUCCAAACUUUUGACUGGUACUGUACAUACACACACACACACACACACACACACACACACACACACAAACACACUGCUGACACACACCUGUCUACACACUGCUAGCUUUCUGAGUUUGCCUGAAUAGUUAUACUGCAUUGAAAUGCAUUGUGCUUGCCGACGUAGUCUUGAGUCUUGAUUCUGUUUAGUCUGGUGAGAUACUUGUGAUUUGCUCAUGUGCACAAUGCAAUGCUGCCUCAAAUACUCAGCUUCUCUUUUGAUGACAACCCCUCAAAUUCAUCUUGCUACUCGUUUGUGCGGUAUAUAAUGUUUGCAAUGAAUAUUUCCUCACUCUCUACCCUCUCCCCUCUCUCACUUCUCAACUGAAGGAAGGACCAGGGUGAAUCGUCCACAAGGUUUGUACCUCCUACUUGUACUGUUUAUCUAUUUUCUGCACAGAUCCAAAUGCAGCACAACUACCGGUGUAAGUCUGAACCCUGUGUGUUGGGGAUAAUGUCUUCCAUACUCCCUGUAUGGAAUAUACUGAUUGCAAGUCGCUCUGGAUAAGAUUGUCUGCUCUGCUAAAGGACCAAAAUGUAAAUGUCAAUGCUUUUAGCCACUAUUCAGAACUGUGUGUGUCCCAAAUGGCUCUCUCUAUCCAUAGGACAUUAAUCAAAAGUAGUGCAUUAUAUAGGGAGGAGGGUGUCAUUUGGGACAUAGACUCUGCGUUUUCACCAUUAGAUUUACUGUGUAUUGCUGCUGAAAGUGCCAAUAUGCAGUCGGUGACCUAUUGUAGAGAAAGGUAGCUAGUUAUGAAGCGUUGGCCCUAGCUCUUAACUUAAUGGAUCCAUUUAUAGAAACAGUCACAAGUUCAUUACUUAGUCAGUAUCUACCUCUCCUUUGGGCCUCUCCCCCUCUUUCUUUAGUGUUUAUCUAUCUUUCUUUCUCUCCUUUUAUUAUUCCUGUCUCUUUAUUCCUCCCACUCCCCUAUUCUCUCUCAGCUCUUGUCCUUUCAUUCUCUCUCUCUCUCACUCUUUCUUUCUUUCUUUCUUUCUUUCUUUCUUUCUUUCUUUCUUUCUUUCUUUCUUUCUUUCUUUCUUUCUUUCUUUCUUUCUUUCUUUCUUUCUUUCUUUCUUUCUUUCUUUCUUUCUUUCUUUCUUUCUUGCUUUCUCUCCUCCCUUUCUCUCACUACAUCUCUCCAUACCUGAGGUGUUCUUCAGGAAGGAAAUGAUUGCAGUGGGGUGUCUCUCUCUCUGUGUCUCUCUCUGUCUCUCUCUCUCUAAAAUGAGAAAUAAUUGUGUUUAUUGCAGUCGUGUGUUGUGUGUAUUUCAGUAUAACAGGAUUUGAGUGACACGGACACUAAAUUACAGAGGAAAGAUAGAGGAGGGAGAGAAAACACUCUGUCUUUCUUCUCUCUCUCCGUCACUCGCUCUCUCUCUGUGGGCGCUAGGAGUGAUGUAAUAUGUUGUCUUAGCUGUCGUUACACAACAGUAGGGAAAGCAGAAUGCGUGUGUCUUUAAAGUGAAAAACAGAAUUAAAAACCUGAGGGCCACUAAAACCUUUGUUUGUGUCGAUAAUGUAGUUAUUUUUUAGCUGAGAUUUCCAAACUAAGUGUAAAGUGUCAACAGAAUACCAGAUAAAAGAAAACCUUUCAUUGUUGCCUAGAGUUGAGAGGGUGAGGACAGAAUCCAUCCCACGCAAACCCGAACACUUGAAAAGCAUGUCGGUAGCAAGGGAGAGACAGAGAGAGGGAGAGAGAGAGAACGAGAGAGAAUGAGAGAGAGAACAAAGCUCCAGCAUCCUCCACCUAUUGAAUUCAAUUCACAACCCCUCUCAUGGUCAAGGGCUCCACCUCAAACCUGCAGGAGAAAAAUAAAUAAAUAAAAAUCCAUUUUUGAGUGUCAUUGAACCAAGUGCAAAUGGCCCUGAAAGCCUCUGGUGUCCAACAGGGUGUCUGUUCUAAAAGUUUACCGUCCUCCACACAUAUGACUCAGCGCCCAUCUCUCUCUCUCUCUCUCUUUAUCUCUCUCUCUCUCUCCUUCCCUCUCCCUCUCUCUCUCUCCCUCUCUGUUCCUCUCUCUCUCUCCCAGCGGAAUUAUUAUGGUUAAAUGAGAGACAUGGACAGUGGGGCUGAAUUAUCAAAUGAUAGGCUUUUUAAAAACGAUGUCAUACCUAGGCUCUUCAUUUUCUCACUCUAAAUGUCAGCAAGUGGUUGACAAAGUACAGAGGUUCUACAGUAUCUCUGGUCACGCUUUAGUUUAGUGUGAUUGAAGCCUAGUGAUCAUGUUGAGCUUAUAAAGCCUUCAUGUACAUGACAUAUAUGACUAUUUCACCUGUCAUAAGCUAUAUUUACAUCCAUAAACUAUACUGUACAUAAACAUUAAUACACUUAGUUUAAGGUGGUGAUUGUAUAGAUUAGAUUAUAAAAAACAUUCAUAUGUAGACAUAAAGGCAUAUGACAUCUUUACAUAAGUAUACAUAGACAUUCAUAGAAGCUACAUUGGCAUUCAUAACCUAUACAAAGACGUUCACAUAUAUUAUAAACACAUAUAUUUGCUUACCUAAUCUCUUUCCUCUGGUUUGUAGUAAGGUUCUCAGUAGUAAGCAGAAGCUACUGAGGAGGUGUACCCUACGGAAUCAUACUAGGUACACAGCAUCCCCCCUUGCCCGCUCGGACUACUUUGGGAAUGACAACAAAUGUAUUCAUGAUGCAUGGAUUCGAUAUCCGAGAAAGUUGGGGGUUCUCAAAAUGGCCGCCUAUAGGUUCUGGGAGUUCUCUGAGUAUCUGAGUUACCUUUGCAACAAUGUUGAGCUGCUUUUGGACAGCGCCUGAAACUGCUGCCUGUUGUCUUAUGAUUUUAACCACUUCUCCUACUGUACAAUAACUCUUAUUACUCCUAUUACUGACUGUAGAGCUAUUUGGUAAGGUCUUAAAAACAGAUCCACUGAACAGAUAUGCUGUCUAACUGGUUGAUUGUGAUAUUUUACUAUCAACUUCAAUAAUUCUGGAGGUUUUAUCAACUCCUCUUGCCUCUUACCUCAACUCCUGUCAUUCACACCAUUCACACUCAUAUCACCAAAACAGUCACGGUUAGAUUGAGUAUAGCUUCCUACCCCUUGCCUGCUGCCUGUCCUAUGCACGGCCCCUCCACUGCCCCUGCAUGUUGUCACUCGGAAACCCUGUACAAAGCAUUGUCCAUACUCUGACCUCAGCACUCCACCCUGCACCUCACCAUCUCAGCAGUCCCUCCUUGGAUAUUACACCCCAUGAAUAGUUAAUCACAUAGUUUCAUGAAAUCAUCACUUCACCCUAUUCCCCUGGUGUUCUUGAUUAUCCAUGAUACAAGACCCUCCCCUGCACAAACUCCUAUGGUACCUCUUCUAUGGUAGCUCCUCCAAUGGUGACUCUGCCAGUCAGAGAGACAGGGAUUGGCCAGCUGAGGUCACAUAUUUAGGAGCGAGCUGAGUGCAAAACAAUCAUAAUUACAUACUAACAGUAGGGUACCUACUGAAGCAUUUUGCCUGUUAUGCGCUUGCAUUUUGGAUAAUAGGCUGCAAUGCAUGCUGGUCUUUGAAUAUGCCCAUCAAUCUAACCUCAUUUAAAUGCCUUGCUCUCCAGUGAAGCAACCAAGGAUUGGGUAAACGAAUUAACAAAGUCAUGAAAUGGUGAAAGGCUCCUGUAAAAAGUUUCCAAUCAAUUGCAUUUUGUUUUAAUUGUUCCCGACAACCAACCUGCUAUGCUUGAUCUUGAUAUGUGUGUAUAUCUUUGUUCCACUCACACCAUUUCUCUCCAUCCCUCCAUCCCUCCAUCCCUCCAUCUCUCCAUCCCUCCAUUCCUCCAUCCCUCCAUCCCUCCAUCCCUCCAUCCCUCCAUCGAUCCAUUCCCCAUGACAGCCAGAAGCUGAGUUUCAAAGACCGGGUCCGGAUGGCGAGCCCCAGGGGGCAGAGUAUCAAGAGCCGGCAGACGUCAAUGAGCGACCGGCGGUCCCCAGGGACUGAGGCUGGGGGUACGGAGGGCACCAGCCCUGCCAAAGUCCAGAAGAGCUGGAGCUUCAAUGACCGCACCCGCUUCAGACCCUCCCUCCGCCUCAAGAGCCAAUCACGCUCCACUGCCGAUGGUGAGAGGAACUAAUUAAUUGUCAUGAUUGGUCAAUUGUUGGAUUUGGCCGCUUAGUAUAAGAGAUGGGUUGAUUGGUAUCAUUUUGUGGUUGGUGUUCAUGGUAGACUGGUGAGAAUUUUCUGCUAGGAAGUUUGUGGUGAUUCAUUGUAAAUCUCCCUAAAACACUAAUAGAAAAGUUGGAUGCAAUGUCAUUUUUCCUUUGCCUUUAUAACAAAAUGGUGAUCUUGCCCUGAUGCUUUCUACACCUGUUAUCAUCCUCAGAAUUAUAUCCCACUAAUGAUAUCUUUAGAUAUACUUAGCUUAUCCUUAGAUCACUGGUGAGCUACAUCAAAUGAAAACCACACUAUUAAUGUCAUGCUAGCUUUAACUCCCUUUCCCUAUGUUCUCUGGCUGGGUGCUGUGUGCUAGCCUAUAAAGGAUUACUCCUAGACCACUGGUCUUAUGGGCAGACCAGACCAGAGCUGGCACAGACCAUAGAACCAGCCAUAGAGCCAGCUAGGCCCAGCGGGACGAAUGAUAAUGCCUGUUUGCGGUGCCCUGGUUUGGGCUAGUUGGGCUGGAUGGCCUGGCUUGGUUAUGGCUGGAGCUCUGGACCGUACUCUGGAUGGUGGGAAGCGAGCGGGUAUGCUGUAGUUUAGCAGCCUUAAGGGGCUAGCAGAGGCUGCAGUGCUACUCUAUCCAGUCUAGCCAGCUGGCUGAGGGAAGGCAGAGUAACAGCCACCGUGACCAGGUAGCUAGGUCAAACGGAACACCAGCUAAAUUCUAGAAUGAAGUAGGUCUACACAAUAGUGGACUAUAAUAACACUAUUACCAGCACAUUAUGGUGAGGAUGGAUAGAAAUGGAAUGGGUGAUUUAUCCAGCUGCAUCUGGUGUAAGAGACAUUUUGGAAAAGGUAAUGACUAAUGACUGAACUCUAUAUGGGUGAUUUAUCCAGCAGAGUCUUGUGGAAGAGACGUUUUGGAAAAGGUAAUGACUGAACUGUAUAUGUGUGAUUUAUCCAGCAGAGUCUUGUGGAAGAGACGUUUUGGAAAAAGUGAUGACUAAUGACUAUGCUGUAUAUGACACUUACCUUACACAACCAUACAAUAAUCAUGUUGUAUAUGGUAAAUCUACUGUUGCAUAUACAAUAUGCCAGAUGGAUUAAAUGGCUUUGCCAAGAACCACCUACACUACAUUCUGAAUUAAUGAGAACAGAUAUUGAUGCUGGCUGACACACACACACACACACACACACACACACACACACCAAUCCUCCAAAUGCUUGUGGUGGCUUGCCUUGUAACAUUACAAAUAGCAUUAACCUGGGGUCAUAGAAAACCUUUUAUUGGUCAGGGGGGAAAAUGGUUUGAUAUGCACUCCGCCACUUCUAAACCCCGCCCCGGCUUUGCUGUGCUUUAUGUCGUAACUCAGGCCACUCAUAAACAGCAGGUCUUUGUGAUAAAUAUUUCCCAUUAGCAAUAUACCUACUGAGGCCAGGCAGCUCUCAGCCUCGCACUCUUCUGCUAUACUGUGGACUCACUUUUGUGAAAACAAUAGUUAUUCUAUUUUUUUUUCUCUCUCUCUCUCUCGCUCUCUCUCUGUAUCUCUCUCUGUCUCCAGUAGCUGUGCGUGGGUAAAAUCCCUGAGGAAGCCAAGCCAAGCCAGUAAAAAAAUCCAUAUUACAACCAGUGUUGUGAUAAUUGCGUUGUUUGCUCUAUAACUCAUUCGUUCAUACGCCACCGUGAUAUACAAUAAGGCCGAGACAACAAAAGACAACAGUCACACAGUGGUGGAAUAAAUUCAACUACACAUACGUUUGUUUCAUCACAAAACCGGAGAGCAUCAUCUGUCCGGUGAAGUCCACAAAGCAAAUAUUGCAUGUAAUAAACAGUUAUAUGACCUUCAACCAGUGGUGUAAAGUACCUAAGUAAAAAUACUUUAAAGUACUACUUAAGUAAUUUUGGGGGGUAUCUGUACUUUACUUGACUAUUUAUAUUUUUGACAACUUACAUUUGACAUUUUAGUCAUUUAGCAGACGCUCUUAUCCAGAGCGACUUACAGUUAGUGAGUGCAUACCUUUUUCAUACUGGCCCCCCGUAGGAAUCAAAUUUACAACCCUGGCGUUGCAAGUGCCAUGCUCUAACAACUGAGCUACAGGAGGCCCUGUACUGAGCUACAGGAGGCCCUGUACUGAGCUACAGGAGGCCCUGUACUUUUACUUUUACUUACAUUUACAUUUAAGUCAUUUAGCAGAAACUCUUAUCCAGAGCGACUUACAAAUUGGUGCAUUCAACUUAUGAUAGCCAGUGGGACAACCACCCAAUGUUUUUUUUUUUUCUUCUUUUUUUUAUGGGGGGGGGGGGUGUAGAAGGAUUACUUUAUACUAUUCCAGGUAUUCCUUAAAGAGGUAGGGUUUCAACUGUCUCCGGAAGGUGGUCAGUGACUCCGCUGUCCUGGCGUUGUGGGGGAGCUUGUUCCACCAUUGGGGUGCCAGAGCAGUGAAUAGUUUUGACUGGGCUGAGCGGGAACUGUGCUUCCGUAGAGGUAGGGGGGCUAGCAGGCCAGAGGUGGAUGAACGUAGUUCCCUCGUUUGGGUGUAGGGUCUGAUCAGAGCCUGGAGGUAAGGAGGUGCCGUUCCCCUCACAGCUCCGUAGGCAAGCACCAUGGUUUUGUAGUAGAUGCGAGCUUCACUACAUUCCUAAAGAAAAUAUUGUACUUUUUACUCCAUACAAUGUGCUCGUUACAUUUUGAAUACUGAGCAGGACAGUAAAAUUGUGAAAUUCACGUACUUAUUGUCACGAUCGUCAAAAGGAGUAGACCAAGGCGCAGCGUGGAAUGCGUACAUAUUUUAUUAGAGUACUUACACAACUAACAAAACAACAAAACGAAACAUGAAGUCCUCGGUUAACAAACAAACCAACACGGAACAAGAUCCCACAAAACACAACUGCCCAAACGGCUGCCUAAGUAUGGUUCCCAAUCAGAGACAACAAGCAACAGCUGAUUCACGUUGCCUCUGAUUGAGAACCACCCCGGCCAACAUAGAAACACAUGAACUAGACACUGAAACAUAGAACACAAAACAAUGACUCUACACACCCUGGCUCAACAUAUGAGAGUCCCCAGAGCCAGGGCGUGACACUUAUCAAGAGAACACGUGGUCAUCCCUACUGCCUAUGGUUUGGCGGACUCACGAAACACAAAUGCAUCAUUUGUAAAUAAUGUCUGAGUGUUGGAGUGUGCCCCUGGCUAUCCAUCAAUUUGAAAACAAGAAAAUGGUGCUGUCUGCUUUGCUUAAUAUAAGGAAUUUGAAAUUAUUUAUACUUUUACUUAAGUAUGUUUUAGCAAUUACAUUUACUUUUGAUACUUAAGUAUAUUUAAAACCAUAUAUUUUUAGACUUUACUCAAGUAGUAUUUUACUGGGUGACUUUCACUUUUACUUGAGUAACUUUCUAUUAAGGUAUCUUUACUUUUACUCAAGUAUGACGAUUGGGUACUUUUUCCACCACUGCCUGCAACAUGUUAAAGCGAGUUAAUGUUUGACAGUUUACUAAACAACUACUGAUUCAGAAGUUACCGCAAUUCAACACAAAGACAACAGGAUCACUGCCUCCACAAUUUCAGCACCAUUUCAACUUAAACAUUUAAUCAACAAGACUAUAUACAGUAUGCUUAGUUUAAUACACUGAAAACAAAUGUAAAGAUACCAAAAACAAAUGGUACUGAUUUCUCUGUGUGUGUGUGUGGGUGUGUGUUCGUUUUUGAUGUCAUAUGCUACCUAGCUAAAACGCUUGCUAGCCUAACUUCCUCGCAUGGGCAACAAUGAACCAGCUAAGUUAGCUAGCUACUUAACGGCAGCCUAAAAGGGCUAGGCUACAUCUAGGCUACAUAUUGAACUUCAAUCGUCUCAGGCCAGUGGCACAACAUAUUCAUUUAUGGUUAGAUCAGCAUCGCCGUCAUAAUCAUUGGCCUGUACAGAGAAUUAAGUCAAAACCACAAGUCCAAAUCCCCAUCUCCAUCCAUGGCUUAGGAAAGGGCUGAUUUAGUAAGCUAGCCAGAUCAAGGGAGGCCAAAUGCUUGCUGGCAUCAAUCAAUCAAAUGCUACUGCCACAACAUGUCAUACUCUUUUGGUCCAGACAGCAUCAGAUAGAUGGGCUACACAUACUGAGACAGAGGGGCGCUGUUUCCCUCGCUCUGAUGAUUUCUCCGGUGAGAUUCAGCCACUUGCGAAUUGCCGGAAAAUUAUUACAAAUAUAUGUUUUUUUGUUUUUUUAUUGGUCAAAUAUUUGGGGAAGAAUGGCUUCCCUUGGCAUCCAUGAAUACACACCACACCACACCUCUCUCUCUCUCUCUCUCUCUCUCUCUCUCUCUCUCUCUCUCUCUCUCCUUCCUCCAUCUCUCCUUCAUUCCUUCCCUCCAUCUCUCUUUCUUUCUGACUCCUUCAUAAAAAAAUAAAGGUAUGUUAAAACUCAAACUCUCUUUCCCUCCAUCUCUCUCUCUGUCUAGCUGACUCAAACAUGACCACUGAGGAUGGGUUUGGUGAUGACAAGGGCUGUCACUGUGAGAUCUCUGUGGAGGACCUGCUGCCUUCCGUCAAGUCUGUCAUCCGAGCCGUCAGGUGAGACACGCACUCACGCAUGCUCACUCACUCACUCACGCACACGCACGCACACACACACACACACACACACACACACACACACACACACACACACACACACACACACACACACACACCUCUGCUGCCCUCACUCAAGUAUGUCAUCAGAGCCUUAGCGUGAGCUUUUUCUUCUUAUUGUAACCUCCUAACUCUUUCCCAUAAUCCAUACCGUGAGAGGCAGCUUCAAAAUCUCUCUUACUUCCCACUAUGGGUUUAGCCAGUGGAUACAUUACUAUAUAACUUUUUCAUCCUCACAUUGGGCAGGAGGGGCCCUUAUAGGGCCUCCAAGGGCCUCUCAUAUUCAACCUCUUCUGUUGUAUGUGGCCCCUAGGCUCCACAGGUGUGUGUACUAAGCUUCCCUCUACACUUUCUCACAGGGAUAGAUUUACAUGUUACACAGCUAAAGUAAACAGUGAAGUAAAGACUGAUUUUACCUCAGAUCUUUAGCUGUACAACUUCACAGGAAUAUUGUCUUUAGAAAUAUGAAAUGAUUUUCCAGAUGAGCGGUCAUGUAUUUAUGUUGAUAAAGAAGAGCUGUUUCUCCGGUUGCUAUUGGGUCGUUUUAGAUCUCAGUAUCUCAGUUGGAGUGUGUUACUCUAGGUCAAUGUCAUUCUUUGUUUGAGGACUCCCUUUAUUAGGUAGAUUUAAGAACUUCAUUGAAAUUCCCUCCUGUGCUGGGUCGCAUUCAUUAGGACACACCGUAGCGAAACGUUUCGCAACGGAAUACAAAAACAAGUGUUUCUUAUUAGACACGUUCAUGUAGUCCCUCCCUGUUUCAAUCAAUGUUCUUCCAUCUGGUACUUAAUGAACAUGACCCUGGUCUGAUCCAUCCAGGAUAAUGAAGUUCCACGUGGCCAAGAAGAAGUUUAAGGAGACGUUGCGACCAUACGAUGUGAAGGACGUCAUAGAGCAGUACUCCGCCGGACACCUGGACAUGCUGUGUCGCAUCAAGAGUCUGCAGACACGGUGAGAACAAUAAUGCACUGUCAUGCUCACAAAGUCACACACUACCUUAGACCUUCAAAUAAAUUGCAUGAUAAAGCUUAGCUAGCAGCUGUCUGCCAUGUGGAUUCACUGCUUAGCCACUGAAUGUAAGCAGUAUGACUGACCUGUGUACGUUUAAGUCUUUGUCUUCAAAUGAGUGUGCAUAUGUUUGUGUCUGUGCGCAUACAUUCAUAUUUUUGUGUGUGUCUAUGUGUGUGUGUGUGUGUGUGUGUGUGUGUGUGUGUGUGUGUGUGUGUGUGUGUGUGUUGUGUGUGUGUGUGUGUGUGUGUGUGUACGUAUGUGUGUGUGUGUGUACGUAUGUGUGUGUGUGUGUGUGUGUGUGUGUGUGUGUGUGUGUGUGUGUGUGUGUGUGUGUGUGCUCACUUUCCCCCACAGGCUGGACAUGAUAGUGGGGCCCCAGCCCCUGAGCAGCCGAGCCAAGACCUUUUCCUCUCCCUCCCUGCCCAUGUAUUACAGCCAGGGCAGAAAGAACUCCAUGCAGGGGUCAGAGUUAACCCCCUCACGCCUCUCACACACUCUUCUGUCAUCACACACUCUUGACUUUCUCCCCAUCCCCUGCAUGUGGACUAGGUGAUUGCUUGCUAGAAGAAACACUGCAUGGUUUUCAAAUCGCAAAAAUCUUUCUUACCUGUCUAGGUUGACAGUAUAUCUUACCUGUCUAAGUUGACAGUAUAUCUUACCUGUCUAGGUUGACAGUAUAUCUUGCACGGGGGAUCCACUUGGGACUGUUGAUGGGUGUGUUCAGUUUCUAGAUUCCUCCUGGUGAUGUUUAUUCUGUUCUGCAGUCCUGUCAACUGAGUUUUCUCUGAGUUUUAUCUUAGGGCCCGAUUCAAUCAGAUCUGCUUUAGCGAACAUCCGCAUAGCUGAUGUUUUGACGGUAUCGGAGGUGGAGUUGUCAAAUCUACAAGUUUCUCCCGGCAUUAAAGCUAAAACGGACAUUGCCAUUGGUGGCACGGAGUCUCAUUAAGUCCGAACACUGAAAUGUGAGAUGUAAUCUACACCUCGAUUUGGCUGUUAGAAAUCCUCAUUAUUUAGUUAAAAGAUUUUUCAAUUUGAGUGUAAUUAUUUCUAUAUAGCCUACGCUUUCUCAUUCUGAACUUCUAACGCGAGUGGGACAGUGUGGCAUCUUGACAAUUAUCACAAGAGCAGCUGCUCACCGAUUUACAGCUCCAAUGCAGUUCCACCGCCGACAGCGCCAAAACAUCAGCAAUGCGGGUGUCGGCAAUCGCCGGUUAACACUUGAUUAAAUCUAGACCCUAAACUUCCACUGAAUAUGAAAGGCCUUAUUUACCAAAUGAGUGAGUAGUGAGCCACCAUGUGGUAGAAACUCCAAAUGACAUUUUCUGGUCAAGAGCUUCUUGAGUCAUGGAAAAUAUUGAUUAUCUCAUAUAAACAUCUCAACUGAAAAUCCAAAUAUGUAAUAAAAUUAUAUAUAAAUACAAAUAAAAUAAAAACUGUGCUUGUAAUUUAAGGUAAUCCAUUUUGUCUUUCAAAUCCAGUAGAAGAUAAUGCAUUCUUCUCUUCUGCUUGCCUUCUACAGUGUAUAUUUUUUAAAGUAUUGAUAUCCCACUGGGCACAGACGUCAAUUCAAUGUCUAUUCCACGUUGGAUCCACCUCAUUUUAGUGAAAUUACAUGGAAACAACUUUGAUUCAACCAGUGUGUGCCCAGUGGGAUGCUGUUGAUAUUGAUACACUUGUAACAUACAGUGGGGGAAAAAAGUAUUUAGUCAGCCACCAAUUGUGCAAGUUCUCCCACUUAAAAAGAUGAGAGAGGCCUGAAUUUUCAUCAUAGGUACACGUCAACUAUGACAGACAAAUUGAGGGGAAAAAAAUCCAGAAAAUCACAUUGUAGGAUUUUUUAUGAAUUUAUUUGCAAAUUAUGGUGGAAAAUAAGUAUUUGGUCACCUACAAACAAGCAAGAUUUCUGGCUCUCACAGACCUGUAACUUCUUCUUUAAGAGGCUCCUCUGUCCUCCACUCGUUACCUGUAUUAAUGGCACCUGUUUGAACUUGUUAUCAGUAUAAAAGACACCUGUCCACAACCUCAAACAGUCACACUCCAAACUCCACUAUGGCCAAGACCAAAGAGCUGUCAAAGGACACCAGAAACAAAAUUGUAGACCUGCACCAGGCUGGGAAGACUGAAUCUGCAAUAGGUAAGCAGCUUGGUUUGAAGAAAUCAACUGUGGGAGCAAUUAUUAGGAAAUGGAAGACAUACAAGACCACUGAUAAUCUCCCUCGAUCUGGGGCUCCACGCAAGAUCUCACCCCGUGGGGUCAAAAUGAUCACAAGAACGGUGAGCAAAAAUCCUAGAACCACACGGGGGGACCUAGUGAAUGACCUGCAGAGAGCUGGGACCAAAGUAACAAAGCCUACCAUCAGUAGCCUACCAAAGUAAAUCUUUGGAGGGAGUUGAAAGUCUGUGUUGUCCAGCGACAUCACUGCUCUAGAGGAGAUCUGCAUGGAGGAAUGGGCCAAAAUACCAGCAACAGUGUGUGAAAACCUUGUGAAGACUUACAGAAAACGUUUGACCUGUGUCAUUGCCAACAAAGGGUAUAUAACAAAGUAUUGAGAAACUUUUGUUAUUGACCAAAUACUUAUUUUCCACCAUAAUUUGCAAAUAAAUUCAUUAAAAAUCCUACAAUGUGAUUUUCUGGAGAAAAAAAAUCUCAAUUUGUCUGUCAUAGUUGACGUGUACCUAUGAUGAAAAUUACAGGCCUCUCUCAUCUUUUUAAGUGGGAGAACUUGCACAAUUGGUGGCUGACUAAAUACUUUUUUCCCCCACUGUAUAUCUCUAGUGACACAGUAAACAGAGCCAAAGAUAUCCUUGCGAGCAUUAUGGCCUCUACAGUACGUGUUGUAUUCUCAUAGAGGACCAAUUCCAACUCUAACUCUCUUUCCUUCCUUCUUCCUUCUCGGCGGACUGCCUACUGGACAUCCUCUGGUCCUGCACCAUUUCUCUCUCUGUACCCUCUCUUUAACACUAUGUCUCCUGUGCCCUCCAGAGUGGACCAGAUCCUGGGUAAAGGCCAGAUUCCUCUGGAUAAGAAGAUCAGGGACAAGCUGCUGUCUGAUGGAGACCUUAUGGAGGACAUGAGUAUGCUGGGACGCGUCUGCAAAGUGGAACGGCAGGUCAGUGGGUUUCCAUGAAAAACACUGGUUCAUUAAAUAUGAAUUAGGUGUGCUUAACCUUUUACGCUCGUGAGAAUUGGCCUGUAUGGAUAGGGCUAAAUUGAAAUGUUUCUGACAAAAGAAAUAUGAAAAGCAUAUGCAUAACCAUGAUAGCAAUUGAAAGGGAACAGUUUGGAGAUAAUGGGAAAAUAAAUUAUUAGACCAAAGGUGAGAACACAAGUUCACCUGACACGAGACUGAAUCCAAACAUUACACUUUUCAUUUUAUGUGUAUUUUACAUUUACUGUACUUUUAGCCACGUUUGUUGAUAACAAAAUCUGAAAAUACUCUGGAUACAUUCAGUAACUUAAGCCUGUUCCUGGAAAAUGUGGGGUAGGUGCAACAUAAGACAAAAACAUUUCCAAGGUUUUGAGUAAGAGGAUUAACUGGUGUCUCCAAGUGGCCACACCUCUCCAAGGUAUGCACAGAUCCUAAGCAAUUUCAAUGCACUUUUAUGACUCAAAUAAGUUUUGUUUUUUUUAGCUCUCCUAGCUGUGCCGUUGAGGAACCAAAGCAAGCACACUUGUAGUUGUUUCAUUUGGAACACAACCCUGCAUCCCUGCCAUCACACAAUUACUGUUGCUGUUUACGCAAUCCAAAAAUGAAUCGCAGUCUGGGUCAGGUGGGCAUGAUUUGAAAGCUUGUUCUAUUGCCAACAUGACUAGCUAAGUUAAUAUAUACGAUCUUACAGUGUUAGGCUUUCACAAGGCAAUUCAGAGAAACAGAUUGUAAUUUUGGUGCGCAUAGAAAGGAGUCAUGAGCAGGGGCGGUGUGUUCAAUAGGGCGAUAUGGGCGACGCACUGCCAAACGGGAAAAGGAAGGGAUUUUUUUUCUAAUCAAUUAUAUCACGGCAACAGUAGUUAUCAGUGUUGUAAUCUAGACGUGUCUGGUCUGAUCUGCCACUAAAUGUCCAAUCAGGCUAAAGUCGUGCUUCAAAUGGCCACCCCCCCUUUUUGGGCGAUUUCAGUCAGGUUGAAAAUCGCCCAGAAGUCUGUCAUAGACUCCCAUGUAAAAUCUAUUUUUUUCAAAUUUCAGAGCUUUCAAUACAAUCUCUAUGGGUGUCUGAGGGCUUGCACUUACGCGCUUUCGUCAUACGUAACGUAACCAUGAACGUAACUAAGAAAAGACCGGGUAGCAGCCUCAAUCAAUUCACUACUACUGUAAAAAUGGCUAGCCUUCAGUGCAACUCGAUUGUGUCUUUGAAAGAAGUUCCUUUUUGUCGGCGAACAAAUCAAGAUAAAUUGGCAACGAAACAAUUAGGACCUCCCAGACCAAAUUUAAUAAUUCAACAGGUUUCUACUAAAGGCGGAAAGUCCUACACCCGAGGAUUUUCCAAAAAUUGGUACUAACGAAAAAAGAACAUUGUCACUCAACUGGAUGAGGGAUACAGGCUAGCUGUCCGCCGCCACAACGAUGAGGUUAGUGUUGAUAAUCACAAGUUUACUGGAGAACUGAGACCAAGUAGAGACUUUGGACAGGGUGGAUAUGGUAUAAUAAAGGCAGUUUAUUCAGAGGUAAAGAUAUCUGGAAUCGCGUGCACGGACCCGUUCGUCAAACUCUUAGGGAGCUAUACAUUAAGCCCCAUUACUUACCAUAUCAGAUAAGAGAAAUUGCUGCAGCUACAUAUAUUUUACAUCCUGGCCCUACAUAGUUCACUAUUUGCAUCACUUACCAAAAUAUUACAUGUGGUCAUAUAUGCUUGGAAAGUGGAGAUGCCAUAGAAUGUCAAAAAAGUAAACAUUGCUGGAGACACAUUGCCGUUUUGGAGAAGACAUCGCGUUUGCUAGCGAAGAGAUUUGUUGUGGCAAAUGAACUUGGGCUGGGAAUUGCCAGGAACCUCACGAUAAGAUAUAUGCAUUGCGUGUCUCAUGAUUCUAUACGUAUUGCGAUUCGAUACUGUGAUUUUAUUGCGCACCAUAUGUCUGUUGCAGAGGGAUCAGAAAGCCAUGAGAACGAGUUUUGAUCAGUCAUGGAAAUAAAAGUGCUGAAAACAAAUUGGCUCCCAAUGUGAAAAGAUUGAGAACAAGCUAUGAAGGAACAAUAAUGGUGUUUUGGUGCAGGUACAGCCAACUAGCGCUAAAAUAUUGCGAUAUUGUCAAUACAGUAUAUCGUAAAGUAUCACUAUGUAACUCGAUUUCUUUCACCCCAAUCCCUCAAAUUAACGGUAAAUAACUGAAUUGUUUGCCCCACAUUUAGCUAAGAUGAUUAGCUAGCCAGCUAAAAUGUUUUAUUUAGUUAGCAGUCGCAUCUACAAUAGUUUACUGUCAAUAACAUGUCUCCAAAAAUGACGUGGUGUCUCCAAUUGUGUUGACAUUUGACAAUUGCGAUGCGCAUCCAUGAGUAUCCACUUUCUGUAGCUCAGCUGGUAGAGCACGGCGCUUGUAACGCCAAGGUAGUGGGUUCGAUCCCCGGGACCACCCAUACACAAAAAUGUAUGCACGCAUGACUGUAAAUCGCUUUGGAUAAAAGCGUCUGCUAAAUGGCAUAUUAUUAUUAUUAUUAUUAUCUGAAGAGAGCCCCGAAACAUUGUGUGCAGACAUUUUAUGCAAUAAAUGAAGUAGGUUGAAUCUAGUAGUUCUGAUCUUCUGAUUGGUCCUGAUGAGUUGGGCGAGGUCCCCUCCAGGAUACUGUCACUGUUGCAUUGGCUCUGAGUCGAGUUCUCUGUCUUCAAAUGUUCAGCCUAAGAGAGGGGAUUUUUUUGUGUGUGUGUGUGUGUGUGUGUUUAACAGUGAUGAUGUGUGUGUGUGUGUGUGUGUGUGUGUGUGUGUGUGUGUGUGUGUUUAACAGUGAUGAUGUGUGUGUGUGUGUUUGUGUGUGUGUGUGUGUGUGUGUGUGUCCUCAGAGCAAGAACUCGUGAGUUGGAAGAACUGAGAGGCCUAUGGCGUGGGUGUUGUCCUUGGCUGACAAGAUAGGACCCUUUUGUCCAUUGUUAUUGGAUAGGAACAGAACUUAUAACCAGCUCCUGACCUAAAUAGAUCUUAGCACAACAUUUUACUCAACAUAUCAUAUUCCAUAUUCACUAUAACAAAUAUAUUUACUACGACAUUAGCAAGAACCGCCACAUCCUCAGCCGGCUAAUCCAGUGUGUGAAGUUUUGCGGAGUGUUUGAGUUAGCUUUGCGAGGCAAAGAUGAAACUGAGGGCUCCACCAACCCUGGUAAGCCAACACUUUUGAGAUCAGUCAAUAAAUGCUUCUGGUAUUGACUUAUAUGCUGCCCCUGUCUUCAUGUUGUUGCUGGACAUAUCUUUUUUAAAAUGUGUGUAGGUCACCUAAAUCAUCAGAAAAAUUGCCCCCCCUGAGAAUUUUUUCAGGAGCCGCCACUGGUCAUGAGUGCAUUCAGGUGCGUGUGCCGCGGCAAGUUUUCUUCACAAUAAACAAACAUAGGCUCAUUCUGUUCAGAACAACCCAGAGUAUGACACCACGUCACCUUGUAACUGUACAUCAAACAUACUGAUCAUAAACGCUGAUACUGUAUAUGACAUGAGUUGUAUGAUUUGGAGAUGUGAAGUGCACAUUUGGACUCACCGGUGUUUGGCUUGCUUGUAUGACAGCAAAGUGGUAUUUAUUAUAAUAAUCCUCAAUGUAUCAUCUUGCAAAAUACAUAGAGUCCUCUUAACAGCAUUUCCCUCACUCAGACAAAACAUUUCAAAAGUUGCCCAAGUACCGGAAGGGAUGGGGGCAACUUCUUGCUGCGCGCAGUGCUCAAAUUCAGAACAGCUGUCAGUCAAAACCCGUACAGCGCUGUGAAGCGCAGAGCCUGAGCUCUGACGUCAUGCAUAGCAUGUUACUGUACAGCCACUAUGUUCCAAUUUAGGAGCUUAUCAGUGCCCAAAUCUUCCAUUUUCAACCCAUAUACGGGUAUGAGUGUAAAGGGUUACCAACUACUGUUAUUCAACAUAUUAUAAUUGUUUUGCGUAUUAUGGUUAAAUGUGGUUAAAUGUUGUUUGUAUUACCAAUUAUGUGAAAGUACUCUUUCUGUUGUGUAGCUAGUGUUAACCUUCAUUUAUAUUUCCCACCCUUUCUUCCCUUCCUCCCUCCUUCCUUCCUUCCUUCAAUCCAUCCCUCUCUAGGUCCAGUCUAUUGAGUCGAAGCUAGACUCCCUGUUGGACAUCUACCGGCAUGUGUUACGUAAAGGCUCCUCGUCUGCCCUCACACUCUCCUCCUUGCCCCUGUUCGAGCUGGAGCAGACCUCAGACUACCAGAACUCUAUCCUCUCCAAGGACCACUCCACCUGCUCUACACAGGUCAGCAGCACCGGAGGUGGGAUAGGGGGCCAGGGGGGGUGCGUGACCCGCUCCUCCACCAAUGCUUCAAACCUGUCCCGGGGUCUUCACCUUAUCCUGGCGCCACCCACCGAGCUCAGCCUCAACACCAGUACCACCUCACCUUCCACCGGGGGGCCCCCGGCCUCCUCGUUCAGUCCGUCGCCCCUUCCUCAACACCACCACCACCAUCAUCAUCAUACCCUGCCGGAAGGUGGAGAACCAGUCCAUAGGGGAAGUUCUUCUCACUCACCUCCUAUUCUUACUCCUAAUUGUGUUUCUGGGAGUGGGGGGUUUCCUACUCUGGCCAGGCCCCCACCGCCUCCUCCCGAGCCCAGCCGGACAGUGGGUCACUCCAGGCCGGAGAGGGAGGUGGAGGUGGGGGACUUCUGUGGAAGCCCGGAGGAGAGGGAGGACGGUGGUGUGCUAGGCCCAGGACAAGGCCUCAGACUGGGGAGGCUGGGGCAGCCAAGAGGGGGGUCCAGUGGGAACAGCAACAGCCGGCCCUGCAAUGCCAAAGAAGAGGGCUCCUGGAGGAGAAACACAAGCCUGGAGAUGGAGCCCCUGGUACCCCUCUCUUCUGCCCUGGGAGGAGGAGGCCGCUGCUCCUCCGGCUCCAACCCCAGCCAGGUGGACCGAGGCAAGUCUAUGUCCAUCCAGGACCUGGUGCAGGGGGGGACCACCACCUCCAGUGCCCUGGAGAGCCACCACCAUCCUAGCCUCAGCCUCUCGUCCCCCAGCCCCUGCAGCAGCGGCUCCCCCACAGGCUCCCACAGCAGUCAGGACCCCGGUGGAGGGGGCGGUGGGGGCGGCUGGGGGGAGGAGGACCUCUUUAUCAGCGACAGGGACGUGGACGCCCUCCCUCUCCCCCCUGAGACUCGGGGCGGAGCCUUUGGUUUUGACUUCCUGUCCCAUGGAACAGCCGACGCCACCUCUUACUCUUCAGAUCUACUGAGGACGGGGCCGGGACUUGGGGCGGGGUUAGGUGCUCUGGCGGGGUCCAAUAGGAGCCUGGCAAGCGGGAGCGGGAACACAUCGACACCCCCCUCAGUCGGGAGCACAGAGUCCCUGAGCAUGCCGCACGUACGGCUAAAAUAA
Messenger RNA from Coregonus sp. 'balchen', 20130 nucleotides. The record is from the annotation of a GenBank genome assembly. NCBI's taxonomy places the organism in Eukaryota, Metazoa, Chordata, Actinopteri, Salmoniformes, Salmonidae.